Molecule: messenger RNA, 1125 nt
Organism: Cladocopium goreaui
Lineage: Eukaryota; Dinophyceae; Suessiales; Symbiodiniaceae
Source: the annotation of a GenBank genome assembly
AUGGAGCCGACACCUAGAGGCAGAGAAGCUGUCCGGCGAGCUACAAUCGGCACGGGGUCGAGAUACUUUCCGGCACUGCGGAUGUACUUUGCGGCGUACGACCGCUCCAGUCGACCCGACUAUCCCCCGCAGACAGAGAGUGGGCCGCGUAAUUUGAAAACUCGGCGAGCGAAUGAAGCGAAAACUAGGUUCUAUCAAAUCCGCGCGAUUACUUAUUGUGUAGUGACGUUGCUCUUCUCACAGAGCGUAGUAUUUUCGGCUCAAAUCUACUGGACGGAGACUGCCGAGCGCAUCGGUGGAACUCAAGCAGUCAUCCGCCGUUCUAACCUCGACGGCUCGAACGUUACAGACGUUGUGACCACGGGGCUCGAUUCUCCGCGACAAAUCGCAAUCGAUUCGUCAACCGGGAUGAUGUACUGGGCUGACUCGGACACAAUUCGCCGGGCGAAUCUUGAUGGGUCGGGAAUCGUCGAUCUUAUUGCCGGUGAAGAUGGUGCAUACGGAAUCGCGCUCGAUGUCCAAAGCGGCAAGAUCUACUGGACGAAUUUUGAAGGCAACGAAAUCCGCCGAGCUGAUCUCGAUGGCAACAACAGUGAGACGCUGCUCGAUACCGGUUCCAUGGGCCCUACGGGAAUCGCCCUCGAUACCGUUAAUCGGGAGAUUUACUUUACAUCGAAUACAAACAACUUCGCUGUGCGCCGGUUAGAUUUCGAUGGGCUCAAUCCGGUCGAAGUUGUCACUACUCAGAUACGGGGAUCAGGCGGAAUCGCGCUUGAUGUGUCUGACAGCAAGAUGUACUACACCAGCUACAAUGAGGACAUUAGCCGUCGUGCUGAUUUGGACGGCGCGAACGUCGAAGACCUCUACACCGGACUUGUAUCGCCAAUGGACGUUGCUCUAGACAUACCGGCGGGAAUGAUGUACUGGGUCGAUUUCGAUGCUGGUAACAAUGGGGCGGUUCUUCGGGCGCCAAUGGAUGGGAACGGUCCGACUGAGUUGCUUUUCGAGGGCGCUAACAAUCCCCUGGGCAUCACAAUCCAUGUGCCUGAACCAUCAACUGCAACAAUGCUAGCCAUUGGGGUGGCGCUUGUUUUCACUCGGGCUUUUUUCGCACGUCGAAUGUAA